UUAGCAGAAUCGAUCUAACCAACCGUGUUUGACAAGAACUAAAAUGAACUCAAAGUUUUAACUUGUGCUUAAUUAUUAAAGUUAGAUAGGUAUUUUGUGAAAAUUACACAAUAAAAAUAUUAGAAGAUGUCGGAUCCUACAAUACAAACCUUUUGUUGUCAUCAUUCAGGAAAUCAGGAGGAUAUGGCUGUCAAAAUUAUGAGUGAAUUCAAUACGGAUUCAUAUAACACUGUUUGUUUGGUUUCAUCUACUGUUGGUAUCUUGGGGGCUUUGUAUCAGGUCUAUCCAUACGUUACUAAAAGAGUUACAGACGGGCGCACGUUAUCAUCGAUUCGAGGACGGCGCAUUAUCAUGUGGCUGGCCGUCGCAGAUUUAUUAGCAUCUUUCGGAGUCCUGGUUCGUUCUUCACUGUGGCUAAGGUACAAAAAUAUCAUGCCCAUGCCUGAUGAUGAUGUUAGUGUGUUAUUCUGCAGUUUAAUAUCAGCUUGGACUCAAUAUUUCUAUACAGUGACUUGGUUUUGGACUUUAUUUUAUGCAAUUGAUACUUUUCUGGCUCUCAAAGGGCGUGAUUCUCAUCCUUUGUUAUAUCACUCCUUAGCCUGGGGAGUGCCUGCUGCCACAACAGGCAUUGGAUUGUCGAUACUUUACAUUCCCAAUGCUACCUGCCACAAUUUGACUUCAGUUUCAAAUGCCUUGUUGAGAGUCCUACCAAACUACUGUGCAACAUAUUUGCCAAUAGCCACUGUGAUGAUUGUAAAUCCUGUCAUGUAUUUACUAGCUAGUAAGAACAUUGAGAUGGCAGUGGCUUUACCUUUAGCUCAGUUUACCAGCAAAGAAAGAAGAGUGGUAGACACAUUGAAAAUUAAAUUCUGUCUCAUCAACACUGUAUUUUAUGUUUGUUGGUUACCAAAUCUUAUAAAUGGUGUACUGUUAUGGACAAUGUGGUUUACAAUUCCAGUUAAAUCUAUAAUUGUUAUAUGGUACAUAAUGGCGGUGUUCAACCCCAUGCAGGCAUUGCUUAAUGCUUUAGUCUACCGAAAAUGGAAUUCAGAUCGUCGAUUUGUACCAACCUUUUCAAGAGCUCAAAAAGAAUUUAACUUUUAUGAUGAACAGUCGCCGUUACUUGGGUCAGAACCACCUCGACUUAAGCUCAAUCCUAUUUUGCCAUCUAGUAUAAACAAUUAUGCAACAUUGUGAUAAGAAACAUACUAGUUAAGAACAUUCAAGUAUUAUAUUUUGUAGAUAAGUUGCACAGGGUAUUGUGUUCAUAUGUUUGCUAUGUAAGAUUAAGUUCCUUGAACCAGUGAUUAAACUUUGAUUUACUAGUGACUGCUUCUAAUGCCUUAAAAUAUAGUUGUUAAUGUAUAGUCUAGUGUGCAAAUGCUACAUAAUUGAACAGUGAUUUGUGAUUUAUGAUAAAUAUACUCUUUUUUGUAUGUUCCUAUGA
This is a messenger RNA of Pectinophora gossypiella (pink bollworm), 1447 nucleotides long. Its product is annotated as G-protein coupled receptor 143-like. The transcript has 7 exons. Gene Ontology annotation, biological process: G protein-coupled receptor signaling pathway; melanosome organization; regulation of calcium-mediated signaling. Lineage: Eukaryota; Metazoa; Arthropoda; Insecta; Lepidoptera; Gelechiidae. Gene Ontology annotation, molecular function: dopamine binding; L-DOPA receptor activity; L-DOPA binding. Gene Ontology annotation, cellular component: plasma membrane; melanosome membrane. The record is from RefSeq and is a predicted model, not a curated record. Bases 127 to 1197 code for a protein of 356 amino acids.